Messenger RNA from Hippoglossus stenolepis (Pacific halibut), 1878 nucleotides. Its product is annotated as gamma-aminobutyric acid receptor subunit rho-3. Gene Ontology annotation, cellular component: neuron projection; GABA-A receptor complex; membrane. Gene Ontology annotation, molecular function: extracellular ligand-gated monoatomic ion channel activity; neurotransmitter receptor activity; GABA-A receptor activity. The record is from RefSeq and is a predicted model, not a curated record. Gene Ontology annotation, biological process: regulation of membrane potential; nervous system process; signal transduction. Lineage: Eukaryota; Metazoa; Chordata; Actinopteri; Pleuronectiformes; Pleuronectidae.
GCCGUUGAGUCUGCUGUGGCGGGGAGACGUGUGAAACAUGAGGGUGGGCGCGCUGGCUUUCCUGGCUCUGGCCGCCAGCCUCGUUGCCAAGGUGACCGGCGGUCGCAUCUCCGGACGCAGGAAGCACAAGGAGGUGUACCUCGGGGAAAACAGCAAGUUCAAGUUUGGAGGACGUAUUGACUACAAACUGAAGAGGCAGGACAGCACCAAAACGCUGCUAAUAAAAAGUGAACAGCUGCUGAGGAUCGAGGAGCACGACUUUGCCAUGAGACCCGGCUUUGGAGGUGCAGCCAUCCCUGUGGGCAUCGAUGUGCAGGUGGAGAGCAUCGACAGCAUCUCAGAGGUCAACAUGGACUUCACCAUGACUCUGUACCUGCGACACUACUGGAAGGACGAGCGUCUGUCCUUCCCGUCCCGUAACAACCAGAGCAGAACGUUCGACUCUCGACUGGUGAAGAAGAUGUGGGUCCCCGACGUCUUCUUCGUCCACUCCAAACGCUCCUUCAUCCAUGACACCACCAUGGAGAACAUCAUGCUGCGAGUUUACCCCGACGGGAACAUCCUCUACAGCGUCAGGGUCACUGUUACAGCUCUCUGCUCGAUGGAUUUCAGCAGUCCUCUGGACACACAGAACUGCUCGCUGGAGCUGGAGAGCUAUGCGUACAAUGAGAACGACCUGAUGCUUUACUGGAAGAACGGGAACGACUCUCUGAGGACGGAUGAAAUCGUCUUGUCUCAGUUCUUCAUUGAGCACUUCCAAGCCUCCAGCGGCCUGGCUUUCUACAGCAGCACCGGUUGGUACAAUCGGUUGUUCAUUAAUUUCAUCCUGCGGAGGCACAUCUUCUUCUUCAUGCUGCAGACGUACUUCCCCACCAUGCUCAUGGUCGUGCUGUCCUGGGUCUCCUUCUGGAUCGACAGGAGGGCGGUGCCCGCACGAGUCUCUCUGGGUAUAACCACGGUGCUCACCAUGUCCACCAUCAUCACAGGAGUGUCCUCCUCCAUGCCUCAGGUGUCCUAUGUGAAAGCGGUGGACAUCUACCUGUGGACCAGCUUCCUGUUUGUCUUCCUGUCCGUCAUCGAGUACGCGGCGGUGAACUACUGCACCACUCUGGAGGAGAUGAGGAAGAUGAAGAGGGGGAAGAUCCCAUCCACCUUCAACGCCAGCCAGGCGAUGGCCUUCGACGGCUGCUUCCACGACAACGACAUGGAGCUGACCCCGUUCCCCCGGAUGACACCCACCCUGACCUCUGACCCUCUCACCACUCCAACCCAAACCCCCGACAUCCGGCCCACAGGGGGAACUCGCCUCCGCCGGCAGCGAUCGGUGCGAGAACACGUGGACCUGCUGGUCAGCAACAGCUACAUGAUCGACUCGUACUCCCGUCUGGCCUUCCCUCUGUCCUACCUGCUCUUCAACACCAUCUACUGGUGCCUGUACUCCUGACGCCUGGACGCUCUCAGCUGAGUCCUGGUGUCGGGUCAGAGAGCCGGCGGCAGGAUUCCUCCUCGGGCCCUUCACUGGAUUAACCCUCGAUCACAGGGGCCCCUGCUCCUGCAUCCAGCUCCUGCUUCACUCAUCACAUUCAUUGCAAAAGAGAUUCACAUACAACCUCUCGAGUCCCUCAGUCGUUAGGAACCUGUUUUUUUAUUAAUCUGUACGUGUGGCUCUUUUUUCUGCAUCAUUUUACUAAGUAUAUUCCAAAGCUUUAUGUCCCAUAGUUAUUAGACUUGUGUUGAAUUUCUUAGCUCCAGGGAAAUACUAAAUUUGCAUCAAAUGUUUGUGAAAAUGUGCUUUUCUUGAAAAUAUAAUUUCCCCUCUGAUGAAUGAUGUGUUUGGAUGUACGUGUAAUUCAUAACUGAAUAAAUUUGUAUCUUGUU